This is a messenger RNA of Botrytis cinerea B05.10, 4986 nucleotides long. RefSeq lists its product as hypothetical. The coding region runs from base 822 to 4334 and encodes 1170 amino acids. The record is from RefSeq and is a predicted model, not a curated record. Gene Ontology annotation, biological process: phosphorelay signal transduction system; phosphorylation. NCBI's taxonomy places the organism in Eukaryota, Fungi, Ascomycota, Leotiomycetes, Helotiales, Sclerotiniaceae. The transcript is spliced from 8 exons. Gene Ontology annotation, molecular function: phosphorelay sensor kinase activity; protein binding.
GGGAAGUAGAUCAUGCCUCCCCUUCUUAAACUUUAUUUCACUAGCCCAGGCGAAGAAUUGAUUGUGCUUUGACAUUUAUUAUUGAUGAUCUUCAAAUCGUUGCAAUCUUUUCGAUUGUUCGAUUCCACUCCCUCCUGAGUGGCGAGUCUCUACAUGUGCUGCCAGCUUGCCUUACCUAUGGCCUUGCUCACGGCGAGUCUUCCAUCAAUCGAUUUCUGACUAGAUAUGAGACGUGGAACUAAUAUCCACCCCAUACCAGCCAGAUCAAACUAGUGGAUUCCCCAGUCUCACGGGUCUUGAGGGUUCAAAUCUCCCCAAAUGGAGAGACCAUAGCACCGGUAGCCAAUAAACAGUCUUUGUAGAUUAAGUAUUGAUACUAUCAUAGUUUAUCGUGCCCCGAAUCCCCAAGUCUUUAUGGAUCCGAGUCUACUUCUGAUAGGGGCGACAGAAUGGCAAUUUUUUCCCAUUUCAGGACUAGUAGUACGAGGUCCAGAACUCAAUUCAAUAUCUUGGUAGUUCUAGAAGAAAGUUGCGAGAGUGGCGAUCUUACAUGAUGUGGAACCCAGAAUUAGACAGUUUGUUUCUGUUCUCUAGAUCUAUAUGUUCUCAAGUUUUGGUUUCCAGUUCAUUGAUCGAAUCUCAACACUACAAGGGCGAGCUUCGUCUUAGAAGCUCCAAGUAACAUGGAGCAGUAAGUUUGAAGUAACAAAAUACUCUCAAGGGCGACGUACGAGGCGUGCACCACGUCAUCAACCCUAGUGAACUGAGAGUCCAUGCGAAGCAGGGAAACUUGAACACUUGAUCUUAAGGCUAUCCCAACAAUGCCGGCAACUUCAACGUGGGACAUGAUGUACGGUAGAAACCACGCCAGUGGAUCUCAGUCGCAAGAUUCGAGCCCGAAUAAAAUGGACCUUCCAUUAUCUAUAUUGAAACAUUUGCCUACGCCUGUGCUAGUCUUGGAUCAGAAUCGGAAAGUGCUAUGGACAAACUGGAAAGCAGAAGCUUUAUUCGGCAGCGCAGAUUCUUCCAGGAAUGAUACGAGUGCAUCGAUCGGAAAGGACUUAGAUGAACUGGGUGUCACAUUACUAAACAAUCGAUCAUGGGGACCGAUCCUAAGUGAGAUAGAGUAUCUUCGAUGUGGCGGUACCUCAUCAAAUGAUGAAAAUUCGAGCUUUUUUGAUGGCUUCCAGGUGGUGGUAAACAAUUCAUCUAAGUCGAAUGACCAGAAGGAAAGACAAUUUCGGGCUUGUAUUGAUGCUUUGAAUGAGGAUCGCGGCCUUCAUUUCAUCCUCACCUUCGAAUUACCGAUAUUCUUGCAAGAGAAUCCAGUCAACUACAGGUCAGGAUCAACACUGUUGACAAAUAAACUAAAAGAGCCUCAGCACAAACCGGCCCUCAUAAGAGAUGACACUUUUUGUUCUCUUCGAAAAGCGGUCUUUGACAAUGUUGAAACCCCCGCAUUCAUCAUAACUGCAGAUGGUGAAUUUUACUUAACAAAUCGUAAAGUUGAAGAGGUAUUAGGAAAGUCUAUGGGGGGAGAGAAUGGCUGCCGACAGAAUAUGUUUCGAGAUGCCCUACAGAUAUGGGAUGCGGAAUUUACCCGUCAGUUAUCACCCGAUGAAUAUUUCGGAACAGUCUUAACGAGAACCCGAAAGCCUUUCACGAAUCAAAGGUCUGGAUUUAUAAAUCCCAUAAAUGGAGAUCGAAUGACAACACUAAUGUCUGGAGAAUGCCUUUAUGACGAAGCUGGGAUCUACUUGGGAGCGAUUUGCUGGUGCGAAGAUAUACAAGAAUACGAACAAUACCUGAUUGAGAAACAACACAAUUUACUACGAAGUCAUGAAACUAUUUGUGAUUUGAUGCCACAUCUAGUGUGGACUGCAAGACCGGAUGGUUAUUGCGAUUGGUACUCUAGGCGGUGGUACGAAUACACUGGCAUGUCUAAGGAAGAAAGCGUUGGCACCGGAUAUGAGAAGGUGAUUUAUCCGGAUGAUCUGAAUACUCUUAGAGAAGCUUGGAACUUUAGCCAGUCAGAGCAUCAAGAUGGUGAGGUAGAGGUACGGUAUCUGAGGCGUGAUGGGGUCUAUAGAUGGAUGCACACGAGAGCUUGCCCACUACUUGACGAUAACGGAAAAGUUCUGAAGUGGUAUGGAACAAAUACAGAUAUCACCGAUAUUGUAAUGUCACGAAUUGAGGCUAAGAGGAACAAGCAUCAAAUGUUGACAGUUCUGGCUCAUGCCGAAGUUAACAUGUUUUGUGUGGAUAAAAAUCGGCUAGUAACAAUGGCGGAGGGAGCAAUGCUAUGGGGCACCAAAACUGAGCAAACGCAUCAGAGCAAGGAAAAUCUGAUUGGAAAGGAUAUUAUUGAGCAUAUGCAAAGCACGCAAGCAGGGGGCAUACCGGGUCAUGAAAAUUCUAUCCUAGAAAUAUUGUCCGGAAAAGUUGAAAUGGCAACAUGCGAAGAAAAGAUAGGGGAUAAAAGUUACCGAACACGAUUAGUAGCAGAUCUUGAGCACAACAGUGAUGAUGGAGGGCAAGCACCAAAGGUCAUCGGAUGUUUGGGCUUGAGUAUUGAUAUUACGGAUGUGGAAAAACGGGCGCAAUUAGAGAUGGAUAACACGAGGUUGAUGAUUGAAGAACAAGCAGCUAAAGAUUCAUCUAAGAUAAAAAGUCAAUUCUUAGCAAAUAUGUCGCAUGAGAUGCGCACCCCAACGGCGGGCGUGAUUGGUAUGGUGGACUUGCUCGACGAAGACCCAACUUUAACGUCUUCGCAACGCGAAUAUGUUUCUAGCAUUCAACUUUCGGGAAGAGCCCUCCUAACCAUUGUGAAUGACAUCCUUGACUUUUCGAAAAUUGAAUCUGGUCGUCUCGACAUCGAAGAGGUUCCAUUCAAUCUUUGUUCCAUUGUGGGAGAGCUAUGUAAAUUAUUAUGCGUUUUUGCUAAUCAGAAGAAUUUGGUAUUCAAUUACGAAAACGAGAUUGACGAAAGUCUCGAAGUCCUGGGAGACCCCGGGCGGAUCAGACAAGUCCUAUCUAACCUUCUAACAAAUUCGCUUAAAUUUACGGAAAAUGGAUCUAUAACAAUAAACGCUAAAGGAAAGAGAAUAACGGAUUCAGGCAACACUGGAAAUGAUGUAAUUGAGGUCAGAUUCGUGAUUAAGGAUACCGGCAUUGGAAUAUCUAAAAUGACAUUGGAUAAGUUAUUUAGACCCUUUAGCCAGGGGGACUCUUCAACGGCAAGACUAUAUGGUGGGACGGGUCUAGGUCUGACUAUAUCGAGAAAUCUUGCAACUCUGAUGUCUGGCACGAUAGAUCUUGAUUCAGAGCAAGGAGUUGGGAGCACGGCCACGUUCACAAUACCAUUGAAGAUAUCCUCCUAUUGCCGUCUACCCCGAAAUCCCACCACUCCUGCUAAACUUGACUUUUCUUUUACCAACGAUAACUCUCAUUCACAAUCUCUGCCGAGUACGCCACUGGCUCUUCGACCAAGCCGUCAUCAAGGGCAGGUAGAACAACAGCUUAUAAAUCAACAAAUCUCGACUAGUGAUACCAAUCAUGUCCUUCCUCCAUAUUUACGAAACGGAGAAAAGAAAAAAGAGAGCGGGUCAAAACUUACACUGAAAGAGCGAGGCGAGAUCAUUGUUCUAGUUGUCGAAGAUAAUGCCAUCAACCAGACAAUCGCAUUGAAAACUGUCCGAAACCUAGGAUUCCAAGCAACAGCCGUUUGGAAUGGACGCGAAGCAUUGAACUACCUGAGUAAUCCUGGACCAUCCAAUCCGAGGCCAGAUAUCAUCUUAAUGGAUGUCCAGAUGCCAAUUAUGGAUGGUUAUGAAGCAACAAAAAUUUUAAGGACGAGUAAAGAAUAUGAAAAGAAUCUAGAACCUGAUAUACAGCCGUCAGAAAACACGAACGGUUUGGUUAGUGCGAGACGCUCAAAUCCGAACGGAUCAAAAAUGGAGAGUCCGGCCAGCAGGACACAAACCAAAACGAAAAGUAAACUGAAAGAUCUUCCUGUUAUAGCUAUGACGGCUAGUGCGAUUCAGGGAGAUCAAGAAAAGUGUCUCGAGGCGGGAAUGGAUGGAUACUUGAGUAAACCGGUUGAAAAGGAAAGGUUGGAGGAAACGCUAUUAUAUUGGGGGCAAAAAACAAUGAAUGUCCGAGAACUUGCAAGUCUGGGUAUCUCGAGUUCUGACGGUAAACAUAGUAAGAAUGAUUCUGCUGAUUCUGCUGUUGUCAUGAUGGAUGAAGAUUCUACUUGGUCACAGGAUGGAGGGUCAAGAGACGGCGAUCUAGAUAGUGGAGAUGGGAUUGCAGAAACAGCUGGUGCACACUGAACAUAUUGUGGUCUCAUUGUUGCAUGUGGAUAUCGAUACUGUUGGAACUGAGUCUAUUAUGGUGGGGGUAGCCGUGAAGAACUGAUUUCAGUUCUGUGAAUGGCGCAGACGUUUGUCGGUUGGAAAACACGGAUAUUCACGGUUCUUUAGAUGACCAAAAUGGCGUAUUCCGGUUGUGAUAUUGGGCGAUUCCUUGGACACUGGAUAAGGGACUUGGGGUUGAGACCGGAUGGAUUGGAUUGGAUUGAUGAUGUGAAAUGAUUGUGUUAUACCUUGGCAUUUAUUGAUAAAAUAUUUCUUAGAGACUACCUGCCUGAUCGAGAAUGUUAUAUAGAUAACGGAUAAAGGGGGGUUAGAGUUGUUAAACGAAUAUCAUGAAUUUUGCGGGAACUAGUUUCUGACGUGCCGAGUCCAAGACUUAGAUGCCAGAGACUACCUACCUAAUCCGGAAUGUUGUAGAGAAACCCCGCGGACGCAGGUGCCCCGGCGGAGAUCUUGGCGUGCUUGGACGGUUAAAGGGGGUUAGAUUUUUAGACGAACACCAUAAAUUGCGUUUGCAACUGGUACCUGGCGUGCCUGGCGUGCCUGAGUCCUUAUCUAGUGUGUCAGACAUGCAUUGACUCAAGAUAUAUAAAUUAACUUCCAAGAUCUA